UGUUAGGGAAAGGUGGCAACUCUGAAGACCAUACAUGGUUUCAAUUGUGUAAGCCACGCCACUGUCAACAUUUGAAGAGUGCCUUUUCUUGCCUAGAUCCCGAGGCAGACGUAACGAGCCCUGGACUUUUGUACCCGCCUACACGUUGGUGGAGUACCCGUAUAACCUGUUGUUAGGCCAGCAACUAAUAAUUAACAGCUAAUUGAGCCGCGCCUGAGUUUCGAACCAAUCAACCGAAGAAAAAACAAAAUGGUAACCAGCAAAAGCGAAGAAUUGCCUUUCAUCGGCGGCAAACAGCCGGUGACCCUUAAUCCCUCUUGGGAGUCACAGAUGAAAACGGAUCCCAAAGGCAAAGGAACUGGCUCGAUAAUGUCGAAAAUUGCUUCGAAUCUUCAGCCGCCAGUUGACAAAUACAAGUUGGUCUUUUUCAUCUUUUUGCUACAUGGAUUAGGCACGCUAAUGCCUUGGAAUAUGUUUAUAACAGCUAAAUCAUAUUUCGAGGACUUCAAACUGGGUGAAAAUUACACAGUCAAAACUGAAGUUAAUUAUCGUGGAAACUUUAUGCAGAAUAUGGGCUUUGCAUCGCAAAUUCCAAAUGUUCUCUUCAAUUGGAUAAACAUAUUUAUUAAUUUCGGUGGUGAUCUAACAACUCGAAUUGUUUAUAGCAUUUUAUUCGAAAUAGUUAUCCUUAUAAUAACCGUAGUACUUGCCAUGUUGGAUUCAUUCGAGUGGCCCGGUGUUUUUUUUUGGGCAACUAUGACCUCAAUUGUGCUUAUAAACAUGUGUAAUGGAAUUUAUCAGAGCACCAUUUACGGACUUGUUGCAGCUUUGCCUCCUAAGUAUACGGGUGCAGUUGUGCUGGGAUCAAAUAUUAGCGGUUGCUUUGCCACGAUUAUGUCAAUGCUGUGUGCCACGUUCUUCAGUUCGAUGCGUACAUCGGCUAUAUAUUAUUUUGUAACUGCGAUUUUGAUUUUACUUUUCUGUUUUGAUACCUACUUUGCGCUGCCCUUAACAAAAUUCUAUCGUCAUUACGAAAUGUUGAACAACGAAAAGAAAUCGGACUCGAGAUCUCAAUUAAAUGUUCCUUAUUGGCAAAUAUUCAAAAAAGCUUCGCCACAGCUUUUUAACGUAUUUUUCACCUUUUUUGUAACGCUGUCCGUUUUUCCCGCUGUCCAUUCAGACAUUAAGGGCUCAGAUGAUUUUAUCAUAGGCAGCAAAUAUUUCACACUGGUCACCUGUUUCCUCACAUUUAAUGUGUUCGCGAUGUUGGGCAGCUUGACCACAUCUUGGAUACAGUGGCCCAAGCCCAAGUAUCUCGUUGUUCCAGUUGUGCUACGAGUUGCUUUUAUACCCCUUCUACUAUUCUGCAACUAUGCACCGAAGGACAUUGUUAGAACUCUGCCUGUUUAUAUAACAAAUGAAUGGGUAUAUUGGUUAAUUGCGAUUAUUAUGUCCUAUAGUUCGGGCUAUUUAAGUUCCUUGGGUAUGAUGUAUGCUCCAGGUACAGUUCAUGCCAAAUAUCAAAUAACGGCUGGCAUGUUUGCCGCUGCUGUCCUUGUUACGGGCAUUUUCUCCGGCGUAAUGUUCUCCUAUUUGAGUCCACUAAUCAUACAACUUUGAAAUUUUGUUCUGCUUCAACAAAUGAAGAACAUUUUCAUUUUUACUGUCAUUAACCCAAAUAACAAAUGGAUAUUAUUAAAGAAACAAACUAAUAUUUUCAUAUUAAUCAUUGACUGUAAACUGUACGUACAAAAUAAAAAUAAUAUCUUCAGCGUAACGAA
Drosophila hydei is the source of this 1781-nucleotide messenger RNA. It is a transcript of the gene Ent2, whose product is annotated as equilibrative nucleoside transporter 1. The transcript is spliced from 4 exons. Lineage: Eukaryota; Metazoa; Arthropoda; Insecta; Diptera; Drosophilidae. Gene Ontology annotation, biological process: nucleoside transmembrane transport. The coding region runs from base 250 to 1620 and encodes 456 amino acids. The record is from RefSeq and is a predicted model, not a curated record. Gene Ontology annotation, cellular component: plasma membrane. Gene Ontology annotation, molecular function: nucleoside transmembrane transporter activity.